Messenger RNA from Peromyscus maniculatus bairdii (prairie deer mouse), 1978 nucleotides. It is a transcript of the gene Irf1, whose product is annotated as interferon regulatory factor 1. Gene Ontology annotation, molecular function: RNA polymerase II cis-regulatory region sequence-specific DNA binding; DNA-binding transcription factor activity, RNA polymerase II-specific. The record is from RefSeq and is a predicted model, not a curated record. NCBI's taxonomy places the organism in Eukaryota, Metazoa, Chordata, Mammalia, Rodentia, Cricetidae. Gene Ontology annotation, biological process: immune system process; regulation of transcription by RNA polymerase II. Gene Ontology annotation, cellular component: nucleus.
CCCGGCUGAGCCAAACCAAGGUCAGCGGACCCCAGCAUCCCUGGCAUCGCUCGCUCUCUGCGCGCAUCGCGUACCUACACCGCAACCCGUGCCUCACUCUCUCGGGUACCCUGCGUGGAUCCUCCUGCUGCAAAGCCGCCAUGCCUAUCACUCGGAUGCGAAUGAGACCCUGGCUAGAGAUGCAGAUUAAUUCCAACCAAAUUCCGGGGCUGAUCUGGAUUAAUAAAGAAGAGAUGAUCUUCCAGAUCCCAUGGAAGCACGCUGCCAAGCAUGGUUGGGACAUCAACAAGGAUGCCUGUCUGUUCCGGAGCUGGGCCAUUCACACAGGCCGAUACAAAGCAGGGGAAAAAGAGCCAGAUCCCAAGACGUGGAAGGCCAACUUCCGUUGUGCCAUGAACUCCCUGCCAGACAUCGAGGAAGUGAAGGACCAGAGCAGGAACAAGGGCAGCUCGGCUGUCCGAGUGUACCGGAUGCUGCCACCCCUCACCAAGAACCAGAGGAAAGAGAGAAAAUCCAAGGCCAGCCGAGACACUAAGAGCAAGGCCAAGAGGAGGCUGUGUGGGGACUCCAGCCCGGACACCUUCUCCGACGGACUCAGCAGCUCCACUCUGCCUGAUGACCACAGUAGCUACACAACUCAGGGCUACCUGGGUCAGGACUUGGAUGUGGAGCGGGACCUUACUCCAGCUCUGUCACCCUGUGUCGUCAGUAGCAGUCUCCCCGACUGGCACAUGCAGAUGGACAUUAUGCCAGACAGCACCAGCGAUCUGUAUAACUUGCAGGUGUCGCCCAUGCCUUCCACCUCUGAAGCUACCACAGAUGAGGACGAGGAAGGAAAGUUAACUGAGGACAUCAUGAAGCUCCUGGAGCAGUCCGAGUGGCAGCCCACAAGCGUAGACGGCAAAGGCUACUUGCUCAAUGAGCCAGGGGCCCAGCCCUCUUCUGUCUACGCCGACUUUAGCUGCAAGGAGGAGCCGGAGAUUGACAGCCCCGGAGGGGACAUUGGGAUGGGCAUACAGCGUGUCUUCACAGAUCUGAAGAAUAUGGACUCCAUCUGGAUGGACAACCUGCUGACCCACUCUGCCAGGCUGCCCAUUUCAGCCAUCCCCUGUGCGCCGUAGUUUGGGUCCCUGACCCAUUCUUGCCCUUCUGGAUGAGCAAGGCCUGGCAUCAUGGUGGCUGUGAUACUGAAAAGCUAGACUACUGUGGGCACCUUGACAUGGCAAAGCGUAGCCCCACUGCCAAGCAGGGAAAAGACUACUACCCUCCUUGGGCCAGUGGACUCUCAGGGCUUGGAAGACCAGGGUCUGAGUUUUCCUUGUGAGGUAACGCUGGCCCUAACUCCCGGGAAGAUGGAGUUGGGGUUAUGAGAUUGGUGUAAGGUGGAGGACAUGAAAGCCUUGUUGCCUGGAGAGGGUCUUGUCACUGGGCCGGCCCUGAGGGAAACAGGCCAGUGACCUCAGAAAGAGCACAGCCCUGACCCCAGGGCUGGCUCUGUACUAGGAGACAAUUGCACUAAGUGAGUCCUGUUCCCAAAGAAUUGCUGCCCUUCCCAGCCGAGCCCUGGGAUGGUUCCAGAGCCAGUGAAAUGUGAAGGAAAAAAAAUGGGGUCCUGUGUGGCCGGGCUCCGUUAGCCUCAGAGGAGCUCCGCCUCGCUACCUGCCCCAGCUGUGGGGCUCAGGAAAAAACUUGGCACUUUCUCUGUGGACCUUGCCGCAUUUCUGAUCAGAGGUGUACACUAACAUUUCUCCCCAAGUCUAGGCCUUCUUCCCGUUUAUUUAUACAGUGCCUUGCCUGGUGCCCACCGUCUUCUCAGGCCUUGGCAGAGCUCAGCGAGCCCAGGGAGGGGGCUGUGAGCGCCUUGGCGUGACUCUGACUGUUGGAAAUGCCACCUAACUACUAAAUUGUGUUUGAUCACAUAUGGAUCGGUGUAAAUAUGUAUAUUUGUCUUUUUAUAAAAAGUUAAUUGUUUACAAGG